Molecule: messenger RNA, 2817 nt
Organism: Linnemannia hyalina
Lineage: Eukaryota; Fungi; Mortierellomycota; Mortierellomycetes; Mortierellales; Mortierellaceae
Source: the annotation of a GenBank genome assembly
AUGGCAGACUACCAACACCUCCCUCAGGACGACUACGAAGGUGACCACGCCCCAAGAACAGGCACAUCCUUCCCCCGCAACCUCAAAAAGGCGCUCUCCAAACGAAGCAACGUCGUUCUCCUGGCCACCGCAGCCGUUGCCAUCCUCGCCGCCUCGACCUUCUGGCUUGGCUCCUCCAACGAAUGGUCCCACCACCCGACCCAUUUCGAAACCGUCGGUAUCUCAGCUGAACGAUUCCAAUACGGUUUGGACAAGUGUGAGCAGAUCCAUCGCAAGGACAAGCACACGUAUCCUGGGGCUGAGACGAGGACUUUUAAUCCUCGGUUUGUUAAUGGGACGAAGCCUACGUUGUUUAAGAACGGAUUUAUCUUUGAUGGCGUCAAUGAGGCCAUUAAGGGCGAUGUGUUGGUGGACCAGGGCGUUGUUGUGAAGAUGGGUGAGUCUGUUGAGGUACCUGAGGAUGCGGUUGUUGUUGAUCUGAAGGGACAUAUCCUCACCCCUGGCAUCGUUGACAUGCACAGCCAUCUGGGAGUGUUCUCGAUGCCAAUUCUCGAUGCGACAAACGACUUUAACGAGAUGACAGAUCCCCUGGUUCCCUUUGCCCGGUCCAUCGACGGCUUCAACCCCAGUGAUGUAGCCAGAGAGCGCGCCGUCUCGGGCGGUAUCACCAGCAUCCUCGUCCUCCCCGGGUCCAGCAACCUCAUGGGCGGAGAGGCCUAUGCUUUCAAACUGCGAUUGCCUGACACUCUCAGCACCGAGGACAUGCUUAUCGAGUACGGAAACAAAGACAAGUGGCGCUACAUGAAGAUGGCCUGUGGCGAGAACCCCAAGAACCGAUAUGGUCACCAGGCUCGUAUGCCUAGCACUCGUCUCGGCGAAGGGUGGUUGUUCCGUGAGAGGUUUUCAAAGGCGACCACGCUCAAGCGUGCACAGGACGAUUGGUGCGCUGCUGCGGGUGCCUUGCCCAAAUAUGGGCGCCAUCGUCUAGCGGCUCCCUUCCCUGAGGAGCUGCAGUAUGAGAGUUUGGUUGGCCUGCUUCGAGGUGAUGUCCGCCUAAAUGUGCAUUGUUAUGAGACCCAUGAUAUCGAGGCUAUGGUUGACCAUUCGAACGAGUUCGAGUUUGAGAUCAAGGCCUUCCACCAUGCUUUGGAUGCUUAUCGUGUCCCUGAUAUUCUCAAGCGUGCUUACAACAAUGUCCCAAUGGUCGCCACCUUUGCUGCCAAGUUCGGAUACAAGAAGGAGGCGUUCCAGGCGUCGGUCUUAUCGCCAAAGAUCCUGGUGGACGCCGGCAUCGCCGUCGCAAUGAAGAGCGACCACCCCAUCGUCGACUCCCAGCACCUCAUCUAUCAGGCAGCAAUGGCCCACCACUACGGUCUGACCGAACUCCAGGCCCUGGCUUCGGUCACCUCUGUCCCCGCCAAGGCCCUGGGUCUUGAACACCGGAUCGGCAAGAUUGCGGUCGGCAUGGAUGCAGAUUUGGUCAUCUGGGAGAAGCACCCUCUCUCACUCGGUGCUCACCCUCUCCAGGUCUACAUUGACGGUAUUGCGCAGAUCAAGAAUGUCGAUCCUGAGGACUGGUCUGAGCAAGGCGAGCCUUUGAAGUUUGAGGAGUCACCCGAAUUGGUGGUCCCCAAGGCCAAGGAUGCUUGCUCGGCCAACUCCAAGGACGCGGUCUUUACGGGUAUCAAGAAAAUCAUCCGUGAGGAAGGCGAGGAAGUCAGCGCCAAGGGCGAGCUGGUAGUAGUGGUCAGGAAUGGACAAGUCGUCUGCUCUGGUCUGUGCCGCCAGUACUCGAACAAGGAUGUUGCAGUUUAUGACUUGGGCGGUGAGGGUGUUGUCGUGCCAUCAUUGUUGUCGGUCGGUACCAAAUUCCUGGGUCUGCUGGAGAUCCCCCCUGAGCAGAGAACGGGCGAUGGCGCAUUGAACUUGCAACCUGUUGUUAUUAAUGCGGCGGAUGGACUUAAGUUUGGAGGACACCAUAUGGAUGAGGCGUACAAGGCUGGUGUUCUUGUGGGCGUUACUGCUCCCUUCUCGCAGCAUGUCGUCCAGGGUGUCUCUGUCGCCUUUUCCACCGGCGCCGAAGAUGCAUUGUCAGGAAAGAACGCUGUGUUAAAGGAACAAGUCGCACUGCAUGUCAGGAUCGGCCAAGAGUCCAAAUCAACUCUCUUCCCCACAAUCUCCUCCCAGAUCCACUUCCUCCGCUCAUCCCUCUACAAGGGUCUCUCCAACGUCUUCAACACCGACGAUGUCUUCGCCCAGGCCGCACGAGGCAGCCUCCCCCUAGUCAUUGAAGUCUACAACCGCGAUGAAAUCAUCCGUGUCGUCCAGAUCAAGGCCGAACUCGAGAAGCAAGGUGCUCAUAUCCGAUUGGUCCUCUUGGGCGCGACCGAGGCCUGGACAGUCGCCGACUACCUCGCUAAAGAAAACGUGAGCGUCAUCCUGCAACCCUACCACUGCACCCCUAACCAAUGGACCGCGCAGCGCUGCCUCCCUGGCGCACCUCUCACCAAGGAGACUGGCCUCUCUGCACUCCACAAGGCCGGCGUUCAAGUCGGACUGUCAGCUUUCGAGUUUGAAGAUCUUCGACAAAUGUCUUGGUUUGCGGGUUGGGCACGUUCCGAUCUGGGAUUGACUGAAAAGGAAGCUGUUGGAUUGGUGAGCUGGAACUUGGCCAAGAUUGUGGGUCUUUCGAAGGGUGCUGUUGAGGCGGCAGGGGUUGUGAUCUUUAAUGGUAGUCCGUUUGAGUUUGGACCCAAGGUUGCGGCUAUUGUUGGUGGCGGUAAGCCGGGUAUUGAGUGCAAUCCACGCGCUUUUUAG